GCCCGAUAACGAUAGCUUUGCUGCCUUCUGUCUUUAUUUCAAAAAUUUUGAGCAAUUGUAACUCUCAUUUCUUUCCGCCCAAAUACAUCAAAUUCUCCCAAAAUGGCGGAAAGUGAAGCAGACACGGCGAAACUGAGAAUCAAACAGAAGAAAAGAGGGCGUAAUAUGAUUACCUUGACCGGAGCUGCUGCUAUUCUCGCUCUUACGGCUAGCUUUGCUAUCUCCGCCCUCAAUUCUCGUCGCAAAAAGUCAAAGAAGAGAGAUCUUCCAGGCUCUACAGUUCGCGUUAAUCUUUCGCCGAAUGAGAUUUUAAAAUUGGCUAAUCGCAUCAUUGCUAAGUCAAAGGAGGUUCAUGAUUCAGUUGCUUCUAUUCCUCUUGACAAGGUCACUUAUGCAAAUGUGGUUGCACCUCUAGCAGAUUUAGAGGCACAACAAUUUCCAUUAAUUCAGUCUUGUGUAAUUCCUAAGUUUGUUUCUACAUUGGAAGAUGUAAGGAAAGCAAGUGUUGAAGCUGAGCGGAGAAUCGAUGCUCACGUAUCGACAUGCAGCGAACGUGAAGAUGUAUACCGUGUGGUGAAAGCUUUCUCUGUGAAAGGCGAGUGGAUGAACCCUGAAGCAAAACACUACGUUAAGUGCCUGGUCAUGGACUUUGAGCGAAGUGGUUUAAACCUUACUGUUACCAAGAGAGAGGAAGCUCAGCGUUUGAAAGCUCAAAUUGAUGAGCUUAGCUUACGAUAUAUCCAAAAUUUGAAUGACGAUAGCACAUUCAUCCUAUUCAGUGAAGCAGAGCUGGCUGGAUUGCCACCAGAGUACCUGAAGAACUUGGACAAGGCUGAAAAUGGUAAAUAUAAGGUCACUAUGAAAAGUCAUCAUGUUGUCGCACUGCUGGAACUUUGCAAGGUAGGAACAACAAGGAGGACUAUUGCAAUGGCAUACGGGAAGAGGUGUGGAGAAGUCAAUCUUUCUAUCUUAGAACGUUUGGUCGAAUUGCGCCACAAAUAUGCUCGGUUAUUUGGCUAUUCAAACUAUGCAGAUUAUGCUGUUGAUCUCAGAAUGGCAAAAACAUCCUCAAAGGUAUUUGAAUUCUUAGAGGAUAUCUCAGCCAGUUUAACUGAAAUGGCGACUAGGGAACUCACCGUGUUGAGAGACUUAAAGAAGAAAGAGGAAGGAGAACUUCCAUUUGGAAUUGAGGAUCUAUUAUACUAUGUGAAAAGGGUUGAAGAAAAGCAGUUUGAUGUGGACUUUGGAGCUCUUAAGCAAUACUUUCCUGUUGAUUUAGUUCUGUCUGGGAUCUUCAAAAUAGUGCAAGACCUUUUUGGAUUAAGAUUCCAGGAAAUUAAAGAUGCUGAGGUUUGGCAUAGUGAUGUGUCCGUCAUUUCAGUGUUUGACUUGAGUUCAGCUGAGCUCUUGGGUUAUUUCUACCUUGAUUUAUUUAAAAGGGAAGGAAAAUAUGGUCACACUUGUGUGGUGGCUCUUCAAAAUGGUGCAUUAUCAAGUAACGGUGCACGGCAGAUUCCAGUGGCACUACUCAUUUCUGAAUUGCAAAAGGGUAUUGCUGGUCAUCCUAGCUUAUUGAGAUUCUCUGAAGUGGUUAGCCUUUUCCAUGAGUUUGGCCAUGUUGUCCAACACAUCUGCAACCAGGCAUCAUUUGCCAGAUUCUCUGGGUUGCGUGUUGAUCCUGACUUUGUGGAGAUCCCUGCUUUGCUGCUAGAAAACUGGUGUUAUGAGAGCUUCUCUUUGAAGUUGAUAUCUGGUUUUCAUCAGGAUAUUACAAAACCCAUUAAGGAUGAAAUUUGCAGGUCGCUCAAAAGAUGGCGAUAUUUCUUUUCUGCUAUUAAAUUGAAGCAGGAUAUUCUUUAUUGUCUUUUUGAUCAAAUUAUACAUUCUGCUGACAAUGUUGACAUUGUUGAGUUAUUCAAGCAUCUCCAUCCAAAGGUCAUGUUAGGUCUGCCAAUGUUGGAGGGGGCCAAUCCUGCUUCAUGUUUCCCACGUAGUGCCAUUGGUUUUGAAGCUGCUUGUUACAGUCGUAUUUGGAGCGAGGUUUUUGCAGCUGACAUAUUUACCUCAAAAUUCCAUGGUGAUCUUUUGAACCACAAUAUUGGCUUGCAGUUCAGGAACAAGGUAUUGGCCCCAGGAGGAGCUAAAGAACCAAUUGAAAUAGUAUCAGAUUUUCUUGGAAGAGAACCAUCUAUUCAAGCAUUUGUUGAUAGCAGGGCUGGAUAUGGUUUAUGAUCUUAAAUGUUUAUUGAAAAUUAGGGCAAGGUCUAUGAUCAAAAUUAUCUCAUGCCAUUUGUGUUUUUGGUUGCUUGCAGAAGUAUUCUAUGUUUCUUUUAUCUAUUUUUUCUUUACUAUUGUUCUUUUUUGUAUAUAAAAUUUUGGUAGUUGUUGGGUCAAAAAUGCAAUUAAAAUCGUCUGAUGACAUCUCGUGCCUCAGUACUCUUUAGGGAAGUCAUUGCUGUUUUGUUAGACUUUUCCCUGUUGGUCCUAGCCAGCGUCAGUGGAUAGUAUCAUGCAACUGUUGUUACUUGGAUAUGCAUAUAUAGUUGAAGCACCAUAAACAUGGUCUUUCUACGGUUAA
Molecule: messenger RNA, 2578 nt
Organism: Ricinus communis (castor bean)
Lineage: Eukaryota; Viridiplantae; Streptophyta; Magnoliopsida; Malpighiales; Euphorbiaceae
Product: probable thimet oligopeptidase
Exons: 20
Coding region: 103-2232 (709 amino acids)
Biological process (GO): peptide metabolic process; proteolysis
Molecular function (GO): metalloendopeptidase activity
Source: RefSeq, a predicted model, not a curated record